Messenger RNA from Chinchilla lanigera (long-tailed chinchilla), 1867 nucleotides. RefSeq names its product 24-hydroxycholesterol 7-alpha-hydroxylase. The transcript is spliced from 12 exons. The coding region runs from base 195 to 1700 and encodes 501 amino acids. Gene Ontology annotation, biological process: bile acid biosynthetic process; cholesterol homeostasis. Gene Ontology annotation, molecular function: heme binding; steroid hydroxylase activity; iron ion binding. The record is from RefSeq and is a predicted model, not a curated record. Lineage: Eukaryota; Metazoa; Chordata; Mammalia; Rodentia; Chinchillidae.
UGGCUGGCUCUGUCCUUUUACUGGAUCCGUAAAAGAAGCGGAAGUGAGCGGGAGUGAGGAUGCUAGAGGUCUUCAGGUGUCUCAGGAGAGGCGAAGAGGUAGCGGGGCCAAGGAGUCGCUGUGAGUAGUGCUUCGCAACAGCCUCCAAAACUGAAACACGGACAGGACCUUCUCCGCUUUUCAGACCCAGGAAGAUGAGCGAGGACCUGUACCCCGGCGUCGCCGCGGUGGCCGCGCUCCUGGCCGGCGUCGCGCUGUUCGUCGUCCUUAGGCGCAGAGGCUCACGCCGACCCCCGUGCGCCACGGGCUGGAUCCCCUGGGUCGGCGCCGGGCUGCGGUUUGGGAAGGCCCCGCUGGAGUUCAUCGAGCAGGCUCGGGCCCAGUAUGGACCAGUGUUUACAAUCUUUGCCAUGGGAAACCGAAUGACCUUUGUUACUGAAGAAGAGGGAAUCAAUGUGUUUCUAAAAUCCAAAGAAGUAAAUUUUGAACUAGCAGUACAAAAUCCUGUCUACCAUACAGCGUCAGUUCCAAAGAAUAUCUUUCUAACACUGCAUGAAAAACUGUACAUUACAAUGAAAGGGAAAAUGGGGACUUUCAACGUGUAUCAGUUUACAGAGCAACUGAAUGAAGAAUUCCAUGAACAAUUAGAAGAUUUAGGCCCUCAUGGGACAAUGGACCUGAUCAGUUUAGUAAGGCAGCUCCUUUAUCCGGUCACAGUGAACGUACUUUUUAAGAAAGCCAUGUUUCCCUCACACAAGAGGAAAACUGAGGACUUCUGCCAACAUUUUCAAAUUUAUGAUGAAGGUUUUGAGUAUGGAUCCCAGAUGCCAGAGUGGCUACUGAGAAACUGGUCAAAAUCCAAAAGGUGGCUCCUAGCACUUUUUGAGGAAAGCAUUCCAGAGAUAAAAGCAUACAAACCUGAAAAGGCUGAUUCUGUGACAUUAAUGCAGGCUGUGCUGGAUGUGGUAGAGGGGGAAGCAGGUGGGCACAGUGCGAGCUACGGGCUCCUGCUGCUGUGGGCCUCUCUGUCUAAUGCUGUUCCUAUUACCUUUUGGACCCUCGCGUUCAUCCUGUCCCACGCCGAUGUCCACAAGACUAUCAUGGAAGGCAUCUCUUCUGUCCUGGGCGGAACAGGUGAAGAGAAGAUCACAGUAUCAGAGGAUAUGUUGAAGAAACUCUUGCUAAUUAAAUGGUGUAUUUUGGAAGCCAUUCGUUUAAGAGCCCCAGGUGUCAUAACUAGGAAAGUAGUGAAGCCAGUGAAAAUUUUGAAUUACAUAGUUCCGUCUGGUGACUUGUUGAUGUUGUCUCCAUUUUGGCUGCACAGAAAUCCGAAGUAUUUUCCUGAUCCCGAAUCAUUCAAACCUGAACGUUGGAAAGAGGCAAAUUUAGAGAAGCGCACGUUCUUGGACUGCUACAUGGCAUUUGGAGGCGGGAAGUUCCAGUGUCCUGGAAGGUGGUUUGCUCUGUUGGAGAUUCAAAUAUGUAUUAUUUUAAUACUUUAUAAGUAUGAUUGUAGUCUUCUGGACCCAUUACCAAAGCAGAGUCAUCUCCACGUGGUGGGUGUCCCCCAGCCAGAAGGACAGUGCCGAAUUGAAUAUAAACAGAGACGUGACGUUUGCCAGGACCCAAGAGAGCCAGGGCCUUCUGGAGGAGCCACGCCACCAGCCACUCACCUGGCGUCUGGCCAGCACAAGGGGUGAUGUCACCCCACACACACUAACCUGACCCAUAACAGCCAUUCAGAAUAACAAAGUUACUGAUUUCUAGAAACUUCUUUUGUUUACAUCUCUCUUAGUUACCUUUCUCUUGCUGAGACAAAAUACCUGACACCCAAAAUUAAGGAAGGAAAGGUUUAUUUAGCUCCAGU